AUGGCAAAGCCUCAGCGACCGCUGGUUUGGGCUCACCGUGGUGCUUCCCAAAUUCGCCCCGAGAAUACCUUGGCCGCCUUUCGAGCGGCCUUGGAAGCCGGAGCUGACGGAGUCGAGCUGGAUGUACAUCCUUCAGCUGAUGAUUACGUGGUGGUGAUUCACGAUGCGACGGUCGACCGAACCACCGACGCCUCCGGCUUGGUGAAGGACUUGACAUGGGCACAGUUGCAGAGGGCCGAUGCAGGGGUGAAGCACUCGCUGGCGUUCGCCCAUGAGCGGGAGGUCUUGGAGUUGAUUACGACGCAUGACAAGAUGCUGCUGAUUGAGUUGAAGGGUCCCUUCUCGGGACUGCCCACCUGGACUGCCAGGGCGUUGAAGCCGUGGGUACAUCAGUCGGCUUAUCCCCAACUACCCCGAUUGGUGGCAAAAGUGUUAGAACCCUAUGCUGGUCAGGUGCGAGCUGGACAAAUCCUCGCACAGUCCUUCUAUCGACCGUACCUUGACGAGCUACGACAUUUAGUACCGGAUCUCCGACUGCUCUACUUGACUUUGUCACCUGCCUCUGGUUGGCUGCAGCGAGAAGAUCUCCAAGGAGUUCCGUUGGACUUCUAUGGGGUGUCAGUCCGUCAUGCCGCGGUGACGCCACAUUCGGUGAACGGCUUGCAUGAACGACAAGGCAAGGUCUUUGCAUGGACAGUUGACUCUGAGGAACAUCUCAAGGCUGUGAUUUCUGCUGGAGUUGACGGAGUGAUCACCAACCGCCCCGACAAGGCUUUGGCCGUGCUCAGUCUCUCAAAUACGAACUCGCAACGCCCCGCCAAGAGGCUUUGUGUGGCCAUUGUGGUGUGCAGCGAGAAGGCCGCUGGUACCUUUGUGCGCAAUGCGGAGCCGGCUAUUGCAGCCGUGCGCACCAGAUGGCUGCCCUCCGGGAGCACAGCAGGAGCACCGGACCUGCAGCGGCGAAUCCUGGCUGCGUUGCCACAGGAUGAGGUGAAAGCCUACCAGAGGGCCGGCCUUGCUUGGAGGCAAGCGGCCAAGGAAUUUGUCACAGAUGUGCUUCGCGCAUGGCGCUUUCUACGUCUCAGCUUCGGCUGGGGCCCAGAUUUCGAGAUGCGCUGCCUGCUGCGGCGUCUCAAACGUUUGGGGCAGCGCCACGGGUUGAUGGAACUACCAGAGGUUGCUCCUUCCAGCCCGGCCUCGACGCCCUCCAGUCCUGGAACCGCGUGUGAGGGCUACCCGCCGAGCUCGCCGCCGCAGAGUCCCGUGCAAGCAGCGAAAGGUGCGCAGCCUUCGCAGCUGCUGCUUUGCCGGCAUCCUUUGGGGAAUGCACUGGGGGAGCUUUGGCUGUUGCAGCUGCAGAGCAGCCGCUGCCAAGACCCUGCUCGACGAGCACUCAGCAGGCUUCUAGCAGCUCAGCCGCAGCUGCUGGCAAACCACGCCGUGUUAGAAGUGAACGCAGGUGCUGGACUGGUUGGCUUAGGGUCUUCAGCAUAUGCCAAGACGAUGACGAUCACUGCGCCUGAUGAUCUCACCUGCCGACUGAUCCGCCUAAAUGCCUCGCUGCUGGGCAAAGGCAAGGUGAUGCCUGAAGGCCGCGAGUGUUUGUUCUGUGAAGAUGCUUCUCACCAGGUGCCUGUGUAUGUUUACACGCUGCCGAUAUCGCUGAACGGGGCGAAAGCCUUGGCACGACAAUGGCAGUGGGACAGCGGCAGUGCGAUGCGUGCGCUAAAGCCCUCGCUGCUGGCACCCUCUUUCGAUGUAAUCCUACAUGCCGGCGAGCCUUUGGAUGUCCAGGGCCUCAUGGAGAUGUGCCAGCAUUUGCUGGCACCAGCUGGCCUUUUGGUGACAGUGCCCAAGCUUGGCUGA
Molecule: messenger RNA, 1866 nt
Organism: Durusdinium trenchii
Lineage: Eukaryota; Dinophyceae; Suessiales; Symbiodiniaceae
Source: the annotation of a GenBank genome assembly